CCACUUCCGCUCCUGCGCACCAGGCCGCUGCCACCGCGGGCAAUAUGGCGGCUUCCCGCUUACCUCCGGCGGCGCUGACGUUGAAGCAGUUCAUGAGGAGGCAACAGGUUCUCCUCCUGUACAGAAAGAUCUUGCGAGCGGUUAGGCAAGUUCCGAGUGAUUCUGACCGAAAGUACCUCCAGGACUGGGCCAGGGAAGAAUUUAAACGAAACAAAAGUGCCACGGAAGAGGCUGCCAUCCGGAUGAUGAUCACUCAAGGCAAUGUGCAGCUAAAGGAGCUGGAAAGGACACUCGCUUUAGCCAAAUCGUAACUGAAGGAUUCUUUUUCAGAUCUCCAUGUGUUUUACACAGGCUCAAAGCCACUGUCACAAAGUUCCAGAUGCACAUGAAAAAGUGCUCCCUCCAAUCAUGAAUGCAAACUAAGGUGUUAACAUCUCCAUUGCAGUGUAAACAUUUGCACGAAGCUGCUGUAAUUAAAAGAUGAACUAUCGACAAGAUGAGAGCUUGGAACCGUGCAUUGCUUGUGUGAAGGUUAAAAGGCAACAACUUAAAAAAAAAAACAGAUCUUGAAAAGACUGUGAGGAUGGGGUGGGUGAGAUGGUUCCACCAUUAAGGCUUUUGCUACCAACAGCCCGAGUGUGAUCCUGGGACCCACGUGGUAGAAGGAGAAAACCACUCUGGAAAGUUGUCCUUCACUUUCCACACAGGCACUGUGGUACAUAGACCAAAACAAUGAGUGAAUGUCCUUAAAAUGGAAGAGGUGAUGUGGAGUUACCUCACACCUCAGCAAGUCUCUAAUAACAGGGCAUUACAAAGUUCAGCCUUCUUUUUUUAAAGACAGGGUUUCUCUGUAGCCUUGGCUGUCCUAGAACUCACUUUGUAGACCAGGCUGGACUUGAACUCAGAGAUCCACCUACCUCUGCCUCUCAAGUGCUAGUUUUAAGAUGUGCACCACCUCAAACUGUAAGAGUGGGGUAUGUUGUGAUCCCUGUGUCUCAAGCUAUUGAAAAAAAAGGAAUGGCAGUGUACUAACUCUAGGGAGACACUCUUAGGAAAGCAGUGCUCAGGCUUUGGGACCACACUAUUCUUGUACAAGGUGUCACACGUCAGACAGAUAACCCUGCAUAUCAGAUGUCUGCACCCCAAUUCAAAACUAGCCAAAUUACAAUGAAGCAGCAAUGAAAGAACUUUAGGCUUGGGAGUCACCAUAACAUGAGGAACUGCAUUAGAGGGACCCAGCAUUUGGAAGGUUGACAACCACUACUCUAUAAGAACCACUGCUCUUUCUUGAAGAACCUGCUAUGCCCUUCAGAGUUGUGAAGUGACUCUUCACUGUGUCACAUUUAUAGCCAAAGGACUAAGACCGCAGAGCAUUUGGAGCUUUGUUGGAAGUAAAUGAGGACAUCGAGACACCAAAAAGAGGAGGGAAGCCCGGGCGGUCCAACUCCUGCACCUAACACCUCAUGCGGCACUGAGUCAUCAUGGAAGAUAAUUGUACACUGUUUUCCCGCAAACUGGGAAAAGAAAAAUCUGUCAGAGUUGCCAUCAGAACACUUGAGAUAAAAUUUAUACACAAUCUGGUGAACUAUGUGAAAGAUUGUUAUCGAUUCUAAAGUUAUCCUGCAAGCAAAAGUCCAUGUCCCAUCAACAGAACAGAGAAGCCAAACUGGGAACCUGACCAAUAUCCUGUACUGGGUGCCUGAAAAAUGGUACAAAAUGUGCUUGUUUCCAGAGCCCAACACCAGGUCCUGGAGCCUCACGGUCCCCUGCAUAGCUUUGCAGAGAGUGAGCUACUGCGAAAUGUUUUUUUGUUUGUUUGUUUGUUUACUUGUUUGGUUGGUUUUUUGAGACAGGCUUUCUCUGUGUAGCCCUGCCUAUUCUGUAACUUACUUUGUAAACCAGGCUAUCCCUGAACUCAGAGGUUCACCUAUCUCUGCCCUCCAAGUGCCACGACUCCCUGGCCAGAAUUUUAUAAGCCAAUUUUAUUUGGUUUUUACAAUCUACAGCCUAUGCAAAAAUACCUGACAAGCAUUUGUGAACAGUUUGGAUUUUUGUUUUGUUCUUAAAUAGAGUCUCCUUCCAAGAGCCAGGACUGUAGGUGUGAGCCACCGUGCUUUGUACGGACAGUCUUGAAGAGAGACGACUAAAUAGUUCCCUUGGUCUGCUUGACAUGAAAAUUCAAAUACGGACCCCACGAAGUCUAAAAUCUUCAAACCUAACACUCAUUAUGUGAGCAGUGAUGGCCUGGUGGUCUAACAGCGUGCAGAGAAUUAGAAAAGACGUACAGCUGUCAGUCCCAAGGCAAGCCGAGGUGGAUUUUGCUUUUCUGAGCUUACUACAUAGGUCUGGCUGGGCCUGAACUCAGAUCCUCUUACCCCUGCCAAGUGCAGAAUUAAAGGUGUAUACCACCACAACCUGCAUAGUCAUUUUUAAAGCAGGAAAAUCUGUAUCCACGGAGCAAGACCUUGGCUUGACAAAGGGAUAAAUGCAUACCAGAGCGGAGAGACCGUCACUUCUCUGGCUCAGUGAAUAGCAUUUUAGUCACAAUUCGUGGACAGCAGUUAUUAGGUUAUUAUGCAGAGAAACUUGUUUCUCUGAGCCUACGUGGAUCAUGUGGAGAUGAAUAUAAUUCGUGUUGCAAAGGAUUAGAAGACAAAUCCAAGGUCUCAACCAAGAUAUCUUCACCACCUCAGUCUGGUUGGUACAUUUUAUUCAAUAAACAAGUAAAGAUUUA
This is a messenger RNA of Psammomys obesus (fat sand rat), 2734 nucleotides long. RefSeq names its product LYR motif containing 2 (gene Lyrm2). The transcript is spliced from 4 exons. The record is from RefSeq and is a predicted model, not a curated record. Gene Ontology annotation, cellular component: mitochondrion. Bases 45 to 311 code for a protein of 88 amino acids. Lineage: Eukaryota; Metazoa; Chordata; Mammalia; Rodentia; Muridae.